UCGCAGUAAUAAAGAAUAGCUCAUUUAGGAUGUCAUAAUACUCAGUUUGGUCUAGUGAAAAACCUUUUCCUCGGGAAAAUUAGGCUAGUUUUUGGUCGGUUCAGCGGUUCAAUGUGUUAGUUAGUGUAUUACGUUUGGUCUGAGAACGUCGCGCUGAAAACGCGCGUGUGGCGAGUCGCGUGUCGCGUAGAAAAAAAACGACAGGAUGUCCUCGACCGCUUGGGAGGACAACAAGUCCCGCUCGGAGACCCUUUUGUACCCGGAGAAAAAUGGUAGAUCAGCCAAUGGGACUCGGUUCAACGGUGGUCCUGGGAUUUCCAGGAAUGGGAGUCGUGAUGAGAACAAGUUGCACAAAAGUUUGGAGGAGAUCUCCAAGGACAUAAAAGAGUUGGAAGACUUUAUUUCCGUAACGGAGGAGAUAUUGAAGCGGGAACGGGAGUACGAUGAACAGCUGUACCGGCGGGAACGUCAACGGAAGGCAUUUGAGCGGAGGAUGCAACAGAUUCGGAACAAGUGUAGUCCAACGAAGAUGUGCUUCGGAAGAACCGAUAGUUCCAAGGUAAAGUCACCGACCUUUAAGGUCAACAUCACACAGAAACGCCGCAUCAAAACCUUCAGUCCACGAAGUUACAAAUCCCGGUUGUACUUCCGGAACGGCAAGAUAGGCUGCCUGGAAGCCGAGGAAGCUGUCUCGAACCUGAAAAGUACCCACGAGCUGGUAAAGCGGAUCAUCAACGAUGAAAACAACAUGUUGGUCAAAUUAGAACACCAGCAUUACACGAUGAAGGAAGAGGAUCAAAAGCAGCAGAAGUCACCACAGUCUCCACAGGUCAAGGUCGGGUCACCGAAGCUGGUGGCGGUAGGAACUCCGCUGGAGACACUCCAGGUGUGUGUCUCCGAGUCGGCAAGUUCGCUGUGCGAUGAACCGUUUAAAGGAUGUGUUGGUAAUGGUGAGGGAGGGGGAGGAGACAUGGGUGGCGCAAGUGACGAACCGGGGGAUAAUGUGUCGAACGUGUCGGAACCGACCAAGGUGGACGACAACAGUGCGAGUAACGAGCGGAUUAUCGAGGACAGGGAUGCCACGAGCCCCCAACCAAACGCUAACGAUUUCGUGACCGGGCGCCUGAGGCACCUGGCGAAUCGAUUUUCCGAGCGCACAAAACGGAUGCGAAACAAGCUGGAAAUACCGCCAACGCCCUCGAGCAGUGCCAGCGCCCCCUCGACCGCACCCUCCACCCAGAAGCACAACGUUGAAUUACGAGCUAUUCAGAACUCGGCGUUGACGCUCCAGUCGGCCACCGGAACCAACACCUGCACCCACCACUACUUCUGCCCGAUAUUCUGCGCGGGGACCAAAACCAACACCGUGCUCGACCCACAGGGCAAGUUCUACAUCUCGUGGCUGUUCAUCGUAUCGCUGUCGUUCCUGUACAAUGCCUGGGUCAUCCCGUUGCGAUCUUCCUUUCCGUACCAAACUCCGGAGAACACAAAGUACUGGAUCGCGGUGGACAUUUGUGCCGACGUGAUCUACCUGAUUGAUAUUCUGUUCGUGAAGCAUCGGGUCAUGUACCUGUUUGAAGGGUUCUGGGUAAAGGAUACCGAUCUCACCCGGAAGAACUACAUGCGGAAGUUGCAGUUCAAAAUGGAUCUUCUGGCGCUUAUGCCGCUAGAUUUGCUCUAUCUGCAGUUUGGAACGGAGCACGUGGUUUUCCGAGCGCCUCGACUGCUGAAAAUACAAAGUUUCUGGGAGUUCUUCAAACUUAUGGAUCGAGUGAUCUCGUCACCGCACAUGAUUCGUGUGGUUAAGACGCUCACCUAUAUGCUGUACAUGAUUCACCUGACGGCGUGCUCGUACUAUGCGUACAGUGCUUAUCAAGGUCUCGGUUCCAACCGGUGGGUCUUCAGCAACAAAGGCCACGCGUACGUGCGGUGUUUCGCAUUCGCCACCAAAACGGCGACCUCAAUCGGGAAGAACCCCAAGCCGGAAAAGGAAGGCGAACUGCUGUUCAUGACGGCCGCCUGGCUGAUGGGGGUGUUUGUGUUUGCCCUGCUGAUCGGUCAGAUUCGGGACAUUAUCGCAACCGCCACCCGGUCCAAGUCGGAGUACAAACAGCUGGUCGAUGAAACGUUGGAGUACAUGCGUCAGUUGAACCUGCCGACGGAUUUGCAACGGCGGGUCAAGAUGUGGUUCACGUUUACCUGGGAGCAGCAGCGAAGUUUGGACGAAACGCACAUUAUGGAUGCGCUGCCGGCGAAUUUGAAGACCGAUAUUGCCAUUUCGGUGCAUAUUCAGACGCUGUCUAAGGUUCAGUUGUUUGCUGAUUGUGAGGAAGCGUUGUUGAGGGAGUUGGUGUUGAAGUUACGAUCGGUUACGUUCCUACCUGGGGAUUAUGUGUGUCGCAAGGGAGAGGUUGGCAAGGAGAUGUACAUCGUGAAGACUGGACAGGUUCAGGUCAUGGGAGGUCCGCGGAGUGAUGUGGUGCUUGCGACUUUGUACGAAGGGUCUGUUUUUGGGGAGAUUAGUCUGCUUGCGAUAAAUGGGGCUGAAGGAAAUCGUCGAACUGCUGAUGUGCGAUCGAAAGGGUUCUCGAACCUUUUUGUACUAUCUAAAUCAGACUUGAAUGAGGCCAUCGUAUACUAUCCUAACGCACAAGCCAUCCUGAAGAAACGUGCCAAGAGUUUGAUGCGUAAGAACGCGGCCCGUGAAAAGGCCGAAUCUCAGCAGAGUAUCAACACCAACGACGCGGACACCGACGUGGUGAUUAGUAACCCUGAUCACACCACGUCGCCCAAGCUGCUGAAAACGGUCAUCCAAGCGUUACCGCGAGAGUCCGCAGCGGUUCAGCUGCUGACGCAGGGAUUCAAGGGAGAGCUUGGGGUUAAGGCAAACGGAGUUGAAUCCGCGAAAGCCGAUGAUGCAAUUUCAACGCACAGCUUGGAAGUUCACACCACCCAGGUGCAGAUCGAGAACGAGAAGAACGUCGAUCUACCGUGCGAUCUCAUGUACAGUAUUAAGAAGGAGCUGAUGGACAACAACAGCUACAUCAACUUGACUGACGCAGAAAAGUACGAACUGCUGAACGAGCUUUCCAAAGAGUCCAAAGAAGAUUACGAUCAGCAGAAAUCGCCCGUUUAAAUGUUGAACGAUGUUACACGUGCCACUAAACUCAACCUCCUGAAGCACUAUGUUAAUCUAUUCUUCUAAGAGUCUAAUAACUACGUAAUUUCUCACCCUAUACUCUUCUGAUAAAUUACCAGUUGUGUUGAACGUUGUCUUUCUAUAGCUGUUAUAAUCGGUACCCUUCGGCGUCAUAAAUAAAUGUCAGGAGUGGCCUCAUAAACCGAUCAAUGUCAAUGCCGAUAUUGCGCGCCGCGCCGAGAGAGUUACAUAUAUUUAUGUACUUUAACAUGUACGACCAAAAGGCUGGAUGCAAAUAAACGGAAAGAGUUGCAAAUUA
Culex quinquefasciatus (southern house mosquito) is the source of this 3458-nucleotide messenger RNA. It is a transcript of the gene CngB, whose product is annotated as cyclic nucleotide-gated cation channel beta-3. NCBI's taxonomy places the organism in Eukaryota, Metazoa, Arthropoda, Insecta, Diptera, Culicidae. The coding region runs from base 206 to 3136 and encodes 976 amino acids. Gene Ontology annotation, cellular component: intracellular cyclic nucleotide activated cation channel complex; plasma membrane. Gene Ontology annotation, biological process: monoatomic cation transmembrane transport. Gene Ontology annotation, molecular function: intracellularly cGMP-activated cation channel activity; intracellularly cAMP-activated cation channel activity; protein-containing complex binding. The transcript has 6 exons. The record is from RefSeq and is a predicted model, not a curated record.